UAACUCCCAGACAGUUGGAGCUGCACAGCGUCCCCAGCCCUCUCACUGACCUCAGUGGGUUCAGUGCUGGCGAGGUGAUCAUGUGCACCGGAGUCUCCAAGAUACACAGCUGCACCGAUGAUGACACAAUGUGUGCUUCCAUAUGAUCAGCAGGGGCUGUGUUUGUAAAGUGACUUCAUCAAAACUCUAACAGCGUGCAUCGUGGCUUGACCUCAAUCUCGCGAUGAGUUCAUCCGCUAUAGGAUUCUUCACCUUCGUCCUGUUGCUGACUUCAGUGGGAGGCAUAAAAGAGAAGGGACGGAAGAGUAAACGAACACCGGUGCCUCAGAUAGACUGUGACAUCAGAGCAGGCAAGAUAAAGGUGUCUGAGUUUGUAGCCCGGUGCCCACCAGGAUGUCUGGGCACGCAGCAGGCCGUGUGGGGCACUGACAUCUAUGCAUCCAUUUCCAGUGUGUGUGGAGCAGCUAUUCACAGUGGUGUCAUCGACAACAGCGGAGGGAAGAUUCAUGUGCGGAAGGUGCCCAGCAGCUCCAGUUACAAAGGGACUUUCUCCUAUGGUGUUCGAUCCCUGUCGCUGCCCAGGUGGAGAGAGUCUUUUGUAGUGUCAGGCCCCAAGCAACAGAAAGGAGUGACAUAUCCAUCAAUUCUUGAAUUCCUUCCUUCAAGAACGUCAAGAAUUAGGACAGGGAAGCUGAAGACCACCAAGACACUGGCUCCCACUACCACAGCCACAACUCUCAGACCAACCAGCAGGGAGAGUCCCACACAGCAACCUUCAACAUCUCUGCAAGUUGAACAUGAAGUCAUCACUAGCAAAAGCCCCGAACCAAGGACCUUUGUGCUAAGCAGCCCUUCACAGCAGCCUGCCCCCUCUUGGCAGAUGAAGGAUGAAGCAUUCCGAAGAUAUCCCGUGUCCAAGUUCACCAGCAGGAACUACCCUCCACCACGUGCAGGAGUCCACCGCCAGGAGCCAGCUAUCGCCCUGCGCAGGACGGGCAGUUUGGGCACUAGUUUCGCUAACGGUGAGCUCGCGACUGACCCUGUGUACGCCUGGACAGACAUGGAGACCUACGACAGCCCAGGUUACAAUUCCAAGCCUGGAUUAUCGGACUACGAGAAAUGGGCUCUCAGCUUCGGGGAGAGCAGUCAAAGACAUGGGCUGAGAGGGAGCCAACCAUGGGGAUCCAGCCCAGAAUCAUUCAAGACACAAAAUCAGAAUACAGAUGAAACAGAGAUUAAUUUUUGGAAAUCAGACUUUGACACAAAGGGCUUCAGCAGAAAGAACCAAGAUUUCAUUGAGGACCCAAUUUCGCAAGGAGACCCAAAUUGCAAGAUUGACCUUGCAUUCCUGAUGGAUGGAAGUUGGAGCAUUGGAAGGCGGAGGUUUCGUAUUCAGAAGAGUUUUCUGAUGAAGAUUGCUCAAGCCCUCGACAUUGGAGUAGCAGGCCCAUUGAUUGGCAUCAUACAGUUUGGGAACAAUGCUAGUACGGAGUUCAACCUCCAGACUUACCGAAACUCAGACGAUCUUAAAAAUGCCAUUGAGAAGAUUCCACAGCGAGGUGGCCUCUCCAAUGUGGGGAGAGCGCUCAGUCAUGCCCUUGAGAAUUUCUUUUCCAAAGAGCAGGGGAAUCGCGGAGGGGCCCCCAAUGUGGUAGUGGUCCUGGUCGAUGGGUGGCCCACAGACAAGGUCGAAGAAGCUGCUCGCCUCACCCGAGAGUCUGGCAUCAACAUCUUCUUCAUCACAGUGGAAGGUGCAGACCAGAGCGAGAGGCAGAACCUGGUCGAGAGAGACUUUGUGGACAAGUCUGUGUGCAGAACUAAUGGCUACUUCUCCAUCAAUGUGCCCAGCUGGUUUAAGCUGUACCAGGCGGUGGGCCCGCUGGUAAAACGGGUAUGUGACACCGAGCAGCUGGCCUGCAGCAAGACCUGCCUCAACUCAGCUGAUAUUGGCUUUGUAGUGGAUGGUUCAAGCAGCGUGGGAACCGGCAACUUCCGCACAAUCCUGCAGUUUGUGGCCAACAUUAGCCAGGAGUUUGAGAUCUCCGACACAGGGACACGGGUGGGAGUGGUGCAGUACACCUACGAGCAGAGACUCGAGUUUGGCUUUGACAAGCACAGCACCAAGGAGACACUAACCACUGCUGUUAAGGACAUUAGGUACUGGAGCGGUGGCACCAGUACUGGAGAAGCCAUCAGUUAUGCAUUAAAGCAUCUAUUUAGCAAUUCCAAACCCAACAAAAGGAAGCUCAUGAUUGUCAUCACCGAUGGACGGUCUUACGAUGAUGUGCAGGCACCAGCACUUGCUGCUCAUAGAGACGGUGUGAUUGCGUAUGCUGUAGGCAUUGCCUGGGCUGCGAUGGACGAGCUGGAGUACAUUGCAUCAGACCCCAACAAAGACCAUUCCUUCUUUGUUGAUGAUUUUGACAACUUAUAUCAGUUCGUGCCCCGGAUUGUGCACAAUAUCUGUCAAGAAUUCAACUCUCAGCCUCGUAACUGAGAAAGCCCAUCACUCCCCAGUGGAUCAAGAGAUGUAGGCACUGCUCAAUAUAAACCGUUUAGAAGGCAAGCUUCAAUCUAUCCAGCGAAAGGGACAGACUUGGUUCCUCAUUUUCAUACAGACACCAGACUUUAGAGGCAGCUAGAUAUGAAGUCUUGACAGCAUGCACCUAACGAUCCCUUUGCACUCACUGUUUCAAGCUGCUCAUUUAGUUCCUUGCCACAGUCCCAAAUUUCCUAGAGGGCUCCCAACACCUUGUAGAGUGAUUGCCCAAGGCUUCUCUCCCAAAACCUAGAGACGGAUGAUGAUGAGUCCAUUAAUGCCCACUAGCAGCUCUCCAUCCCUAACAGCAGCUGGGGCAACUCACACUUUCCUCCAUCAACUUUCCCCUUCCCUAGCCUUAUUAUUAGGUGCAAGAAGAUAAGUACUAGAAGAAUAUCAAUAAAAUGACUGCAAGGAAAUAGACUGCUUCAAGAAGAGGUAAUUGGUUCUGUCCUUGACCCAGGGUGAGGUUUGGGGAGAAGGAAGGUUGAAGUUUUUUGGGGGCCUCAAAGGGACAUAACUGUUCAGUUUUGUUCACAGGACAGGGGCAGAAUUGAUGGGCUAGCCUGGGAAACCACCCCACCAUCCUUGAACUGCUCCUCCUUCAUGUGAAGUGAAUAUCCAGAAGAUCCACCAACCAUCCUUCCCUACCAAUCUCUGCCACUUAUAUAAUAGUACAGAGUGGUCUUCAUGUAAACCAGAUGAGGACUGGGAUGGAAUGGCUGUGGUCAUUACCUCAUCAUUGUUUGUGAAAGCUUGCUGUACACACAAUGGUUGCCACAUUUCCUACAUUACAACUGUAGGAGGUAGAACCUUUCAAAAGAACUUCAAGCUCUUUGGGAUCUCCUGUGGUUAGGAGAUAUGCUAAACCUUUCUUCUGAACUAACUUUAAAGCAGAUUGGAAUUUUGGGGCCUGAGAUCCUGGCACUACCUGUGUUCUUGCCCAACAGACAUUCAUCCGGAUCAUUUCUAACAUGUAGUCUCUCUUCCAUUUCUUUAGGGAAAGAGUGUUCACCAUGUACUUUAGAAAAAGAUCAAGAAAUUGAUUGCCUAAUAAGCCCACCAUUAAACUCCAGAACCAUGUGUCAGCAAGUGCCCACUCUCAGUUCUCAGCCUUUGCUGAGGUGAUGCAAAUUGCCUUGCUUACAGGGAUAGGAGGGGGAAGCAUGAAUUCAGACAGACCCUCACUUCAUGCUGAAGAUGUCUCAAAGUGCUCUACAACAACAGCUUACUUUAUCUGGAGGUAUGGUUUCUGCUUUGAAAGGCACAAGGAUUGAAAUGCCAGCUAUUCCCGGUUCACAAACUCAGAUGAGCUUCCCUGCGUCCCCAAUUCCCCAAUGUCAGCCUGGGCACAAAAGGGCAACCAGCAAUUUUUUUGUGCUGCAAAUGAAAUGCAAUGACUAUUAUUCAGACAUAUAGCACAAUCUCAUGAGCAGUAAAUGCAAAUAUUCCUCUUUGAAACAAAAACAGAAACUGCUGGCAAAACACAGCUGCCAUGGAAGCAUCUGUGGGAAGAAAGCAGAGUUAAUUUUUUCAGUCUACUGACUCUUCUUCAGAACUGGCAGUUUUGCCAGUAAAUUCUGCACUUUCCCCCCCCAAGAUAUCCAGCAUCCGCAGUUCUUUGUUUUAUCUUAAAGUCCUCACUUUAUCUGUGUUUUGACACAGUAGCAGGCCUGGAGAAAAUCCACCGCAAUUCUAUCUCCAUUUACCGCCCUCUUACCAGAGAUGGUUGAAUCAGUCACAUUUUACGAGAAGGUGAGCAGCCUGUGAGGAUUAUUUCCAGUGGAGUCAAUUGCUUUAUUAAGUCAAUGGUUAUGGCAUUGGACUAGCAAGCACAAAUGUGUAAAAACUGAAUAGAAUAACAUCUGGUUGUUGUGAGUAACAGUUGGAGGGGCAGUGGGUUUAGGGUGUGGGGUUGGUGAUGAAAUGACUGAGAAUUACAACAUAUUUUAUAAAAGCUCCCUGGUUUGCUGAUGUACCACAGAAGGAAAGACACUUGUUGGUCCAGCCCAGUCUGGCCUUUGUGGGAGUCUAGUCCUAUAAUCACAUAGAUAACUCUUUAAAAUCCUCAGAUCAAGAAAGGAGCUACAAAUGUUGCCUGACCAGAGUCAACUGCACCCCAAGAAUAAAACCACUGCACCUUGCUUCAUAAGAAUUAUUUACAUUGGGGUAUUACUUAAGACAUAUCUAUUCAUAGUGAUUGACGUAGUGAGUUCUUUUGGCUUAAAUACUCAUUUGAAGCUGCAGUAUAAGAGCAAUUGUGUAUGAUAUGUAUACAGCUAGUUUAUUAACUAAAACCAAAUAAUUAAUAUCUGAAAAGAAACAAUCAAAGCCCGGUGCUUGAGAAUAGAUCCUGAAAGGAGCUUUCUGAGGAGUCUGGGCUUCAGUGUAAUUAGAAUGUAAUUCCAUAUCCAAAUAAAUAAAAGUCACAGGUAUUCAGACUGA
Molecule: messenger RNA, 4984 nt
Organism: Rhincodon typus (whale shark)
Lineage: Eukaryota; Metazoa; Chordata; Chondrichthyes; Orectolobiformes; Rhincodontidae
Gene: vit
Product: vitrin
Exons: 19
Coding region: 224-2497 (757 amino acids)
Biological process (GO): extracellular matrix organization; positive regulation of cell-substrate adhesion
Source: RefSeq, a predicted model, not a curated record